UUAGAGGUGAAAAUUAACGGAUCAUUAACAAUCAGACGUAAAAACAAAUAAAUAAUGAAAAAAGUGUCAUAUGAAAAUAAAAACAUGAUCAUUUUAAGGAAGUUAUUUAUUAGUGGUCUAUUAGCAUGAACGUGUAGGAAAUGUAGGUUUAAAUCAACCUGGCAACCUUGUACCGUCUGAUCUUCUAGCCUCUCGUGAAGACAGAAGCUGAAGUGUGUAGAUAUAGAUAUAUAGGUGUGUAUGUGUGUGUAGUGGAAGAGGGGGAACAUUCCGCUUUUGAAGAGAAACCCUGUCACACCUGGGAGACUGCUGAAGACUCAAAGACACAUUACAAAUGCGCGUGCACAAGAACGCCAUGUACAGUGGCCGAGGCUGCUGCAGUCACGUGACCUGCAUGGACUUUGGGUUCUGCUCAGGAUCCUGCUGUAUACAGAGGCAAAACAAACAAACAGUGGAAUAAAUAUUUGAUUCCUCUUUUUAAUAGACAUUACAUUCUGAAUAAUGGAAUUCAAACACCGAUAAGUUCGGCGAACUGCGGUGAUGGAUCCAGACGUUGUGAACAUGUUCAUCAUCGCUGGAGGCACCCUUGCAAUCCCCAUUUUAGCUUUCGUGGCUUCUUUUCUGCUUUGGCCUGCAGCGCUUUUCAAGAUUUAUUACUGGUAUUGGAGGAGGAGACUGGGGCUGCAGGUGGAUUAUGCAGAGCAUGACGGAUAUCGCUUCUGUUACACACACCGUGGGAAGCCCGGCAGUCGGCCUUCUAUACUUAUGCUUCAUGGCUUUUCUGCUCACAAAGACAUGUGGCUGGCUGUGGUGAAGUUCUUUCCAACCAAUGUGCAUCUGGUGUGUGUUGACAUGCCUGGCCAUGCGGGCACUACGCGCACUAGUGCAGUGGACUACUCCAUUGAAGGCCAGGUCAAAAGGAUACAUCAGUUUGUGGAAUGUGUUAAGCUGAAUAAGAAGCCUUUUCACCUGGUGGGUACAUCCAUGGGUGGUUGUGUAGCUGGGGUUUAUGCUGCUCGCUAUCCAUCUGAUCUGUCCAGUCUCACACUGAUCUGUCCUGCUGGUCUGAAAUGCCCCAAGGAGAGUGAAUUUGUGAGACGUUUGAGAGACUUGGAGAACAGCACAGAUGUCCCAAGAAUUCCUCUCAUCCCCUCGACUCCAGAGGAAAUGGAGGAUAUGCUGAAGCUUUGCUCUUUCGUGCGCUUUAAGAUCCCUCAUCAGAUCCUUCAGGGAUUGGUCAAAGUCCGUAUUCCACACAACAACUUCUACCAUGAGGUGUUCAUGGAGUUAGUAGGAGAAAAAUCCAGACACUGCCUGCAUGACAACAUGCACCUCAUUUCAACACCACUUCAAGUCAUUUGGGGGAAGCAAGAUCAGGUGCUAGAUGUAUCUGGUGCAUCUUUGCUGGCUGAUACUUUGCCCGGAUGUCAGGUCGAUCUGUUAGACAACUGUGGCCAUUCUGUGGUGAUGGAGCGUCCUCGGAAAACUGCUCAUCUCAUCAUGGACUUCCUCACGCGCCAGCAGAAUUGGGGAAGCGGUAGCAACAAAAAGCUCUCUUGAAACUACACUUAUAAUAUAAUUUGUAAGAAAUUUGUAAAUCUUAAGUGUAUUUUUCUAGCAAACCCUCAGGGACAGAUCACCAGGGUUAAAUUCACUCUUGUACUAUUUAAGACUUAGCAGAAUUAGAAUCAGAAGCACUGAAGAUUUUACUGUGAACUGGAAAAAACACAGGCACUAACAUUUUAAUGACAGUUUCAGGUUUUACCAAUUCAGAAAAUGCUCACAAAAAUACUAUAAUUACUUUUUAGAAGAAAUGUCAUGCAUUCUUUUAGGUAAUAGUGAAACACUGCAUGUACUUGUGUGUACCUUGUGUUGCAAAGCACUUUUUCAAGACUUCAUUGUAUGAAACAGCAUAAGGUUUUAAUCUGUAUGGUAUUUCUUCUGUGUUAAAACCCACAUAUAGAAGCUAACACAAGUGCUGAAAUAUAAUGGUGUAUUAUUCAUUUCCAUGUGAGAUGCACUGCACUCCUACACAACAUUGUUCUGAAUACUUAGUAAAAGUACUGAAGCUGUAACCAUAACACAUUUCUAAUACAAAAACAAAACUUUUUUUUUUUUUUACCCGUUAUUUAUACUGAUAAUGCCUGUUUACUAGGUACCUAGAUUCAGUAACUACUUAAACACCUUCCAUAUUAAUGUACCAUACAUGUAAAGUAAAUUAUGCAUUUCUUGUGCAUUUACUUAGUGUAUUUACCAAGUAAACUAGGUUUGGGUUGAGGGAUUUAUAGUCGCACCAACAACAGUCUUAUAGUUAGCUUGUAUAUGGUUCUACUGACAGAACGCUUCAUUAUAAAUGAUAAGCAUCCCUAGAUCUGAGCUCUGUCUUUCUGCACCUGUGGAUCAGUGAACAGGUAAGUAUGCGUCUCAGUCUGAUCACUGUUCAAGCCUGCGUUCAGAUGAGCCCAAAACUAAAAGGAACAAUUUUGCUUUAUGAGCACACAUCUUUGUCAGUAAUGGAUGUGAACUGGAAGAUAAAUCCAUCCUUGGUUUUGAGCUCUGACCGGGUAUUAUGUUGAAUGUAGUAUCGAAAGAUCACAUCAGUGCCCUUUGUUUUGGAUUUUUAACUUUCCAUUAACUCCACUAGAGGACUUGUGCUAUACCAUUAGAGAUAUCACCUUUUUAUAUUGUGAUAUGUAAAGGUGAAUAAACAUUUAAGAUUUGUAUUAGACCUUAAACUUUAGUUAUUUUGUCUGAAUAAAUGUUUUAAUUGAA
Molecule: messenger RNA, 2772 nt
Organism: Ictalurus punctatus (channel catfish)
Lineage: Eukaryota; Metazoa; Chordata; Actinopteri; Siluriformes; Ictaluridae
Gene: abhd6a
Product: abhydrolase domain containing 6, acylglycerol lipase a
Exons: 11
Coding region: 541-1560 (339 amino acids)
Source: RefSeq, a predicted model, not a curated record